Messenger RNA from Colletotrichum karsti, 642 nucleotides. RefSeq lists its product as uncharacterized. Bases 1 to 642 code for a protein of 213 amino acids. Lineage: Eukaryota; Fungi; Ascomycota; Sordariomycetes; Glomerellales; Glomerellaceae. The record is from RefSeq and is a predicted model, not a curated record. The transcript has a single exon.
AUGCACUUCCCAGUCGCUCUCUCACUCUUGGUCAUCUCGGCCUCCACUGCCAUCACAGCAGCCCCCUCGGACUCAACCUUCACUUCAGUCUCCGGUGGUCUUGGUUCACCUCCUACAGAGAAGGAUUGCUGGUUCACUUUGGAAGCCUUCGACCACAGCGAAGGCCAAGGCAACUUCACAACGGUCACGCAAAGCGACGAUGGCACUCUCCUCCUUGGAGGCGGUUCUCCGGUGGCCAAACUCGGAAGAAAGAAGAACAGCAUGCCUAAUAUCCCCUCGCUCACCUUGUGGGACGACAAGUCCCGAAAGUGCCACAACUCGGGCGGUCGUGGAAAGCAAUUGACAUGCAACAAAAACCACAAGGGCGACAGGGAAUAUCUCAUCAAGCAGGCCGUUGUCAGAAAUGGAACGUCUGAAUGGAGCGUGCCGAUCCUCGUUGGAAAGAAUUCCGAGACAAACCACUUUUACGACUGCCCGAUCCCAGGCAUCCCAGGAGUACGCCAGAUUUUCGAAAAGUCCGACCACUUUCUUUGCAAGCCGGUUGUUCUUGUCCCGAGGCCGCGCGAAAGCUCGACGCCCUGCGCUUGCAAAAAGGUUGGCAUUUUCGAGCCGAAGAGAGAGACGCAACAGGUUUUCGUCUGA